Messenger RNA from Poeciliopsis prolifica (blackstripe livebearer), 3873 nucleotides. It is a transcript of the gene lrtm1, whose product is annotated as leucine-rich repeat and transmembrane domain-containing protein 1. The transcript is spliced from 4 exons. The record is from RefSeq and is a predicted model, not a curated record. Gene Ontology annotation, molecular function: protein binding. Lineage: Eukaryota; Metazoa; Chordata; Actinopteri; Cyprinodontiformes; Poeciliidae. The coding region runs from base 675 to 1802 and encodes 375 amino acids.
UGCCAGAGUAACAGGAGGUGCAACAUGGAUGUUGGUGAAUGUGUUUGUGCUAUGAUUUAGGAGGCACAGCUGUCCAGAGGGAGAUGACACACCAUCAUAUACACCAAUCCAACUGGGGAUAGUGGAGGAGGGGUGAGGGGUGAACAGUGAGCAAAACAGAGAGAAAGACAGACAAGGCCAAGUUCUGAUUUGGUGUCAAUAGAACAACAAAUUCAGUCAUGAGAAGUGGCAAUGUACUAAGAACAGAAAACACUAUGAAAAAAAAUAUUCAGGAAGGCAUAUGAGGAUUUGGGAGAUAGUAAGAGAGCAACAAAAGGAGAGAUAGAGAGCAAGAGAGAUAGACAAGAAGGGAGAGACGGAGAGAGAGGAAGAGCUCCGAACUCGAGUGAUUUCCAGACUGGCUGGGAGUGAGCUAGCGCUCUGAUCUGCCUGCUCUGAUGGGGUUUCAUGCCCUCACAGGCACUGCUGGGAAACCUGAGGGCAAGGCUGGUUUCUGACGCUUUGUUUUUGCUCUCCAAUUCCCACCUAUUGACCAGACAAACCGAAUGAGAGCUGGGACCAGACGAUCUCAACCUCAAUGACGACAAAUGGAUCCUACACCAGUGAGGCUCACCGCAAUACCAAAAGGGAGCUAAAAGAACCCUGAACACAACACGGCCCAAAAACUGGCAGAAAUGAGAGUGAUUUUGGUGUGUGCAUUCCUCUCCUCCCUGCCUUUGUCACAUGCCUGUCCAAAGGAGUGCAGCUGCAACAGCAACACUAAAGUGGUGGACUGUCGGGGUCGAGGCCUCUAUGACAUCCCUCGGAGACUACAUUCAGACACACAGGAACUGUAUCUUCAAGAUAACCAUAUCAGGGGACUAGGAUCAAUGGCUUUCAGAGAAAUACCUCUUGUCCGCAUUCUCGAUCUGUCUAAUAACUCUAUAACAUCUAUUUCACCAACUGCUCUGCUUGGUCUGAGGACUCUGCAGCGCCUCAGCUUGGCAUACAACAGCAUCAGAGAACUUGACAAACGGCUGCUUGGACCUAUUCGCUCACUUUCCCAUUUUGACCUCUCACACAACAGUCUGUGGGGUUUGCCAGGAGUCAUGGGGGACAGUCUGAAAAACCUCAGCUACCUGGGUUUAGCAAACAACAGACUAACAAGAUUGGAUCGUUCGCUUUUGGAUACCAUGACACGCCUGGACAGCAUAACGCUACGAAACAACCCUUGGAGGUGUGAUUGCCAGCUUAUUGGCCUCAAACUCUGGCUGGAGACCUACCUCUUUAAAGGUGGAGUUGUGGAUGAAGUUCUCUGCACUCAACCAGAAGAAAUGAAGGACAAAGACUUGCAAAAAAUUCCUUAUCAGCUGUUUCAUGCCUGUAUGACCACAAGCUACCAUUACCUGUUUGCCAACAUUCACCAUCUAGAGUCUGAGAAGCUACUGAGAGGCCACGUCCAUGGCAACCAUGCCCAUCCCUCCAGCCACUCUCUCCAUGUCCCCAUGGCAAUAGGUGAGGGUUUUGGUGUUGGAGGUGGAGCAGGAGGAGGAGGAGGGGCAGGAGGCAUGGCAGAGUGUGAAACUAAGCAGAAGCAUCGCCCUGUCAACCUACGCCAUGCCAUUGCCACAGUGAUCAUCACAGGUGUAGUGUGUGGGAUUGUGUGUCUGAUGAUGCUGGCUGCAGCAGUGUAUGGAUGUGCCUAUGCGGCAAUCAUGGCCAAAUAUCAGCGCGAGUUGAAGAAGAAUGAGGAGCUGGCUGCAGCACAGGGGGCUGAUCAUGCUACUGAUGAAAAGGAACCGCUGGAAAAUGCUAUUGCCUAAGAGGUGAUAAAGUUUUCCCUGGACUCUAAGCCUCUUCCCUUUAACCUAAUUAUCUUUUGAUGCCAUGUUUGGGUUUGUACAUGAGUGUAAAGAGUGAGAUUUUUUUAUUUUUGCAUAAAUGUACCUAAUAUUUGAGACUUGGGUAGCUACAUUUCACAGGUAUUUGACUAUGCACUGAUAAGAAGAGUAUCUUCCAUUUUAAGAUGAUUUCAGAAGCUGAAUUCAAUAUAAAUUUUGUUUUAUCGAAAAAAAAAAAAACAAGCAUAUCAACGACAGAAGAAAUCAAAUAUAUAUUUAUAAGUGUGUACUUUUAGGUAUUUGUAAUGUAAAACUUUGGUAUUUGUAGAAUGAAUUAUAUAUUUUGUCUGUUUUUUGUUAUUGCUCAUCAUUUUGAAUUUAUUUUUGACUCAUAGUGAACCAUAUUAGGCAGCUGUUGUCAGUCAUGUCCUCAUCUAUUUGUAUCAGUGAUGUGCAUUUAAAAAAAAGAUGAGCCUGUGACUUAAGUUGUGCUUGAGAGUGUGUAUGUGUGCGUCUUUGUACAUGUGUUUACAGAAAGAUGCAUCAGAUUACAGAAAAUUUUAAGUGUCUGUGCCUAGCAAUGCUGAAAAGGUUUUGUGAAGGAAAUAUAUUUUUGAAAAGAUAUUUUCCUGUCAAAAUGGGCAAUUCAUUGAAGCAAUAACGAAACAAACUAAAAUGAAAAGAACUUGGACUCAGCCUUUUUGUAUGUAUUUUAUGGGUUCAUAGAUCAAAAUAAAAUAAAAUAAAAAAACUGCUGAACAAAUUAUGUUUACACAUGCAAAUACAGUUUUUUUUCCAGUCUUGUUUGUAAUAUAUGACUAGUUACACAAUGUUAAACAUUUCCUUCAGUAUGUACUAUAUAUAAUAAAGGAAAACAUCAUUGCUAAUUACUUUAUGAACGCUGGCUAUCAAUUUUAAAAGGUCUGUGUCCAUGAGAGUGAAAAGGAACAAUAAUAGACCGAGAUUUUGUGCAAAGAAAUUCAAGAAACUUCCAGCUAGUAUUCAUUAUAGUCUGGCAUGAUGUUGCUAUGGUACAAUAACCUUGAUUUCACAGUAUGUAAAUGAAAAUUUAUGUUGAAAGUUUUUUAUAUAAUCUUUUGCAAUUUGUAAUUGACUAUUCUUGUGGUUGUAUUAACAUUAUCUACAACUUUGAUUUAUUGAUAUUUUAAUGUUAAAUACACAAGUAAAAAUAAGAAUAAACACUAAAUAUUCAUUUUAUAAUAGGUAAUUUCAUUGUAUAAAACACAAUAAAGUUUCAUUAUUUUGCACUUUAUGAAGUUACAUUGGAAAUAAAACUACCUGAUAUUUGCUGGUUGAUUAGUCUGGCUCAGGCAUUUAGCUUGUCAAAAAAGAAACAAAAACAUCCCACAAAUGUAGUUUCAAGGCAGAACUGUUAAAAGUUAGCUGAAAUAUUUGAAGAGAGGUUCUCUGAUGUUAUUGAUGGUAUUUGUUCUUUUACCUUUAGUAGAAAUAUAACGACAGGCAAACAAGCAAGUCAAACGUACAUUAUCUGUUUAAGCUCAGUUUAGCUGCUUAAAACAACUCACACUGAAUAGUUAGUGAAUUUUAGCAGUCUAAUAUUUCAUAGUAAUUGGUAGCAUCCCAUUAGUUCCCAUGCUCUUUAUAGCCAGAAACAAUUUUAAUUUUAUACACUCUACAUGGAAGUAAUUUCAACAUAUAAGAAUGACUAUGGUAUAAUUUUUUAUAAGUUUUAAAAUAUAAUUGCUUAAAACAUGGGUGUACCUUGACACUGGUAGGCCCAUUCUACUUUUGUUGAAAUGCCUGCUUUGCGUAAUGUAAAAAUAUUCUAAAUUAUUUUUUAACUUCUCCCAAAUAUAACACAACAUCCUUUUCAGUUUAACUGUACCAGACAAAUCUAUAGCAUGCAUUCUUAUUCAUUAAAUUAGGUCAUUAUCAUAGAUCAUUAAUCUAACAAAAGAAACAUGGUAGAAAAUAAUCUGUUAGAUUUUCUUUACUUUCAAUGUAUCUCGUAUGUUUUGUGCAUUCUAACUUGUUCAGAGACAAUUCAUGUAAUGAACAGCAUUUUAAUUCA